Molecule: messenger RNA, 963 nt
Organism: Suillus discolor
Lineage: Eukaryota; Fungi; Basidiomycota; Agaricomycetes; Boletales; Suillaceae
Exons: 8
Coding region: 1-963 (320 amino acids)
Source: RefSeq, a predicted model, not a curated record
AUGUUCAGUGCCUUGCUCCGUCCCUCAGCCCACAGGAAACAGCUCAAAGACGAGCUCCUGCAUACUCGGAGAGAGAUGGAAGAGGCUGCAAAAGCUGAAGAGAUGCGCAAGCAGGAGGAGGCCGCCGCCGCCAAGAAAGAAUUGCACAUGUCGAGGAUGGAGUUUCUGACGAAGUCCAACAUUUUGCAUGUGACUUUUUACAAGUCCGCCGGCAAAUUCCGAAUGCCUCAUGUUCCCUUUGUCUCUCAUCUCCAAGGCCGUUAUGCCAUAUCCCUCCUCUCUCUACCCACAGCUGACAACUUCUGCCUCAGGCGGAGGCAGCUGUGGUUCUACAUGUGCCUGCCUCAGGCAGGCGCUUGUAUGUCCAUGCCUGUUUGUCCUUCCCUGCCACCCGUGCCCUCGUUCUUGCUGUGUGUUGCACGUGCUUUCGAGUAUGCGGCCAUUUUGGGCCGUCAGUCUCUGCAUUUCUUCGUGCACCUGUCGACUUACGCCUUCAACAGGAAUGUCAUGAACUCUGUCCCAUUCCGUCAUGUUUAUCACUCCCUUUUCAUUAUUUUGUCUCAUUUUCAUCACCAGUUGGAAGGUGCAUUCGAGCUCGCACACUCGAUAAAAAUCUUGUACAGCAUCCAAAGACACGCAGGACCAGAUGCUCUGGAUGUUCAAGAAGAUCAUUACAGGUGCCCCUUACCUUCAAGAACCUGUAAGAGGUUAGACGCCGGAAUACAGACCCUGGUUGGAGGUUUAGAACUGUGGCGCGGAUACUUCCAGAGUGUUCACCCUACUAGUGGAAAGAACAUUGAUGUGUCGACAGUGGUUAUGUCACGGUUCAAGCAGGGUAGCUUUCAGACCGCCACUCUUGCUGUUCUCAAGCAGAAUGAUGCUCAUGCACUGGACCUCUGCCCAGAUUCGCUGCAGUUCAGGCAGUUGAAGAACUUCUUCAAGGGUGUUUCUGUUAGGCAAUGA